Carassius carassius (crucian carp) is the source of this 3129-nucleotide messenger RNA. RefSeq names its product palmitoyltransferase ZDHHC5-A-like. Gene Ontology annotation, molecular function: palmitoyltransferase activity. The coding region runs from base 362 to 2662 and encodes 766 amino acids. The record is from RefSeq and is a predicted model, not a curated record. Lineage: Eukaryota; Metazoa; Chordata; Actinopteri; Cypriniformes; Cyprinidae. The transcript is spliced from 11 exons. Gene Ontology annotation, biological process: protein palmitoylation.
ACUUUUUUCCUAAAUAGUCAGAAAAUAUUUAGACAUUAAAGCUUUUCAGCCAUUUUUGUUAAAUGAUUAAUAAUUUAUAAGCCAGUGUCCAAAUAUCAGAAACUUUAAAUCAGUUUGUUAAAAGCCCUAAUUUAUUCAUUUUACCACUUUUUUUUUAUUUUUUUAUCCUUUGUUAAUCCUUUUUAACUUUGAGAAUUUGUUUUGUACUGUUGAAACCAUGCUCAUCAUGUGGCCUUUUUCUAUAAUGCUAAAAGACCAACGGCUUCUCCUCUAGCCUUUUUUUGCAUUUGUGCUGUCUCAACAACACAAACACUCAAAUAUAUAAUUUUCUGGGGUGCGCUGCCAUCCUGCCCCCUGGGUGAUGCCGAGCGGCAGCAUGAGUGGGGGCCUGUCUGGACCCACUUCCCCACCCCACCCCACUGUCCCAUCCAGACCUCUCCGGCCUAGUCGCUACGUGCCGGUCUCUGCCGCAACGGCCUUCUUGGUUGGAGCAACCACCCUCUUCUUCUGCUUCACGUGCCCUUGGCUUUCGGAGCAGUUUUCCGCCGCUGUGCCGAUAUACAAUGGCAUUAUAUUUCUGUUUGUUCUGGCCAAUUUCUGUAUGGCCACCUUUAUGGAUCCUGGCAUCUUCCCUAGAGCUGAGGAAGAUGAGGAUAAAGAGGAUGAUUUCCGGGCUCCUCUUUACAAGACUGUGGAGAUUAGAGGCAUUCAAGUCCGGAUGAAGUGGUGCUCCACCUGCCGUUUCUAUAGACCUCCACGUUGCUCACACUGCUCUGUGUGCGACAACUGUGUGGAGGAUUUUGAUCAUCACUGUCCGUGGGUCAACAACUGUAUCGGCCGGAGGAACUACCGCUACUUCUUCCUGUUCCUGCUCUCUUUGACGGCUCACAUAAUGGGAGUGUUUGGCUUCGGCCUGCUGUAUAUUCUCUACCACACCCAGCAGCUGGACAGAGUGCAUUCGGCUGUCACUAUGGCUGUCAUGUGUGUCGCUGGGCUUUUUUUCAUCCCAGUAGCAGGUCUCACUGGUUUCCAUGUCGUUCUGGUGGCAAGAGGCAGGACCACCAAUGAGCAGGUAACAGGGAAGUUCAGAGGAGGUGUGAACCCCUUCACAAACGGCUGCUUGAGGAACGUCUCGCACGUUCUGUGUAGCUCACAGGCACCCAGGUAUCUGGGUAGAAAGAGGAAGGCUGAGACAGUGUCUAUUCAGCCUCCUUUCCUCCGACCACAGCUUACUGAGGCUCAGCUGGCAGCCAAGGUGCUCGACAACGGAAUCCAAGGAGACCUUCACCGGUCUAAGAGCAGUUUGAUGGAGAGUCAGUCUGCGGACGCCGAGCCUCCGCCUCCACCCAAACCAGAGCUCAGAUACCCUGGGCUGUCCCGAGGACCUGCCGGACACUCUGAGGAGAGUAGUCUGUUGAAUAAAGCCCCUCCCACCCCCACCAUGUUCAAGUACAGGCCCACAUACAGCAGUCCGGCCAAGAACCACACUGCCCUCACACAUGCCUACGCCAACCAGAUGAGUCGUGGGGACAGUCUUAAAGAGUCCUCCUCCUCUCUCCUCCAGUCCAGUCAGCAGCCAGGCUAUCGCUCUGAGCCCAGUCUGGAUGGGCACGAGGGGGGUGGAGUUGAACGAAGCGGGCCAGAGCGAACAGGUGGGGGUCCCGGAGGACCUCCAGGCUCAGGGAUCACAGGAUACUCUCUAGGAGGGCGUUCAUAUCCCUCCUUCUCUGAUCCCCCAGUUCUUGCCGGAGGGGCCUCGCGGUCCUCUAGUGUUCGCUCUUCUCACAAUGCCCCACCAUCUGAGGCUACCACCUCCACCAGCUACAAGAGCUUAGCCAAUCAGACGCCACCACCGGCUCCUAGGAACGGCAGUCUGUCAUAUGAUAGUCUACUUACACCUUCCGAAAGCCCAGAUUUUGAGUCUGCAGUGCCAGAGGUGUCACCAGGGCGCCCGCGCACACCUGUUGGAUACAGUUCGCCUUUCCUGUCGGCACAGAUCGCCCAGCAGCGGGAGGCAGAGCUCCACCAGCCGUGUGCCUCCAGCACCGCCCUCCUUGCCUCCCCGCAACACGCCGGCUAUCUACGUGGCUUCACCUCCUCUCCUCCCGCUCCACCUGAACGAGAGCGGGAACGACAGCUGCAUGACUCUCAACCACCCCACCACCAUCAUCAUCAUCACCACCACCAUCAUCACCAUCACCAUCGGCCGCCCCGCUUCUCUCGACCCCCUCUGCUCUCUGACUCGGGCCCAUCUCAGCCCUCAUAUCCGUACCGCACUCGCUCCACUGACACGCCUCUGCCGAACACCACCCACCCUCUACACUCGCCCCACCCCCCGCCGCUGGGGAAGUCUCUGUCUUACUCUAGCGCUGCUGCUGCAGAGAUGCAGUACCGCCUGGUCCGCAAAGCCUCGGCCUCGGUCGGGGGAGGGGGCAUACAGGGGCCAAAGGACGAGAUUCAGAUGAAGGCGUAUAGUCGGACAAAUGGGCAGCCAAAACCUUUUUCCACCCCCUUGUCCCCCUCUAAUCCUGUCAGCGUGUCCACUCGGCCAGGACAGGCGUAUUCCAGUGCUGGCUCUUCUCAGAGCCCCGCCCACAAGCCUGGAGGCGGAGUGAAGAAGGUGACGGGCGUUGGAGGGACCACUUACGAGAUAUCGGUGUGAGAUCUCGAGUCACUGUUCUGAGCCGUGGAAUUAUUUUCUUCACUCUGUUUGGCGGACAAUUAUUGGUGCCUACUGGAAAGAUCUGAAAACCUCUUCAAAAUUGAAGCAGACCUCUGCUGUUAUUUUUUAAAACAGAUGUAAUGGUGACCAGCAGUUUUUUUUUGGAGGAGGAGGAGGAGCAGUUCAAGCCCUGACAUAGUGAACUUCAGGACUCCUCACCAGUAAGGAGCUGGAACACAGAAUCGGUGUGACUGCAAAGGACCAGUUUGCCUUCAAAACAUUUCAGUACAAUACAACAACAAAAAAAGAUUUUUAUCCAACAUAAAGGUGUAAAUUUUCCUGUAUAGAGAAAAAAAGGUAAUUGUUUUCUUUUUUCACCGGGUGGAAUUGAAUUUUACAAUAGGGGACCUGUGGUAUUCAGUAUCCAUUUCAGACCACUGUGAUUGGCAUGCGACAACGUUUUGUCG